This is a messenger RNA of Phodopus roborovskii (desert hamster), 990 nucleotides long. It is a transcript of the gene Rtbdn, whose product is annotated as retbindin. The transcript is spliced from 5 exons. The record is from RefSeq and is a predicted model, not a curated record. Gene Ontology annotation, cellular component: external side of plasma membrane. Gene Ontology annotation, molecular function: riboflavin binding; riboflavin transmembrane transporter activity; signaling receptor activity. Lineage: Eukaryota; Metazoa; Chordata; Mammalia; Rodentia; Cricetidae.
GCAAAUAGGGGGAGAAUGUUCGCAUGUGUGGUUUAAGCUGGGGUGGUGUUUGGGCCUGAAGGAAUGGAAGGAAUGUGUCUGCUGGGAGCGGCUUUUGGAUGAGACUCCCCCUAGGGUUCAGAGAGCCCUUGCCAUUACCUGGCCUCCUCCUGUAUUGCCCAUCCUCUGUGCUGCCUGCUACCCAACAGUGCCAACCUGAGCCUCCAGAAGGACACUCACACCUUGUCCCUCCAUAUCAGCUGGUUCUUGUCUCAGGUGGACAUGGCCCACAAAGGCCACUUUCAACCCAGCAUCCUGAACUGGGUCCUGCAACUGAUCCUGGCAUGGAUCUUCUUGGUGGCCUGUGGAGGGAGCCACCCACUGAAAGCUAGAUUCUGGGGACACCCUGGGCUGGCAGCCAAUGUGGGCAGGAGCCAGCUGCACCUAGCAGGGCACCCUCAGUCCUCGGUUGCACAGCCUUACCCAAGGAUCCGAGAUCCAGGUUCACAGACAUCACCAGUGCCAGAACCUUGCUGUACCUCAGAGAAAGACAGACCUUUGACAUCAAGCUCAGGGAUCCUUCUAGAGAGCUGUGGUACUCCAAGCCCAGAAUGCGAAUUCUUCCUGGGACAACUUCAACGUGCUCUCCGCAAUCGCUUCCACCCCCUCCUGCUGGGAGUGCAGCCUCUCUGCCCGGAGCUCUGCCAAAUUUGGCUCACCACCUGUGAAGCAGAUUUUACCUGUGGACUGACUUGGCUGCAGCCCUCAGGGAAGAGACACUGUGAGGCCAGCUGCCGCACCUUUGGGCAGACCUUCGCCAAUGCUGAAGACCUGUGUGGCACGGUUCUGGGCCACGCACUGGUGGCAGCUCCUGGCUCUCGUCACUGUCUCAACAUCUCCAUCUCCUCUCUACGAGCCCGCCGCUCUCGCGCCUGGAUCUCCAAUGCUGCAGGCAGUGGCAGUGGCAGCGGCAGCGGCGACAGCCCAGAGUAGCUGUUUGGCUUUCAAUAA